Molecule: messenger RNA, 393 nt
Organism: Oikopleura dioica
Lineage: Eukaryota; Metazoa; Chordata; Appendicularia; Copelata; Oikopleuridae
Source: the annotation of a GenBank genome assembly
AUGCCAGAGGGUACCGUUUACCGCCAAUGGACCAUUUCAAAACUCAAGGAAAUUGCCGCCAAGCUCGUCAAGGACGGCACCUUUCCACGAUUCCACGUCUUUGAAGAUCAGCUCUCCUUUGACAUUUACCAGUGUCUUUUGGCGGCGGCUUGCACCAACCCAAUUUGUCAACUGAAAUGCGAGUACCUGCAAGAACUCGAGAGCAACAUCUGCAUGUACGAAAACAACUUUCGCAUAAUGCCCGACGAUUUGAAGUACUUUAUGCAUGAUUAUGAGCCUCGCCUGCCCAGCCUUACCGAUGAGGACGUCAAGGAAGUUUGCAAAGUUGCUGCCGACGCACUUGCCAAAGAAAUGAAACUCGAAGACAACAAGGAAGACAAAGAGUCCGAGUAA